Messenger RNA from Rhineura floridana, 4661 nucleotides. RefSeq names its product coiled-coil domain containing 148 (gene CCDC148). The coding region runs from base 178 to 1977 and encodes 599 amino acids. Lineage: Eukaryota; Metazoa; Chordata; Lepidosauria; Squamata; Rhineuridae. The record is from RefSeq and is a predicted model, not a curated record. The transcript has 16 exons.
UGCAUGUGAUCAUAGUUGUCCCUCAUUUGAGAUAGUUAUCUAGAGCUCAGUAUCUCCAGCAGACCCCAGCAGACAUACCAACUCAAAUGUGGAGAGUUGUUCCCUAAGACAGUUUCAAUUCCAAAUUCUAUGCCACCUAACAGUGCAAUCCUAUACAUCGCUUCUCAAUAGUGUAAGAUGAGUGGAAGGGACCUUCAAGGAUUUAUUACAACUCACAGUGAUACAGGCAACUUGGUGGUGCGUGUGAAAAAUGGCCUUAAGAGUUCCAAGUAUAAACCUGCUGACUACGAGCAGCUAUAUGCAAUUACUGAUGCCAAGAAAUUAGAAUCUGUUAACAUCCUGUUAAAGAUUAAAAAGAUUGAACAUGCUUCAAAAGUUAACAAAGAACAAAUGCUGCUCAAACGGCAUAACCAAGUGUGGUGGCAAGAGCACAAAAGACUGCAUAAAAGCAGGCAAAAACUAGAAUCUGAAUUACAAACCUUCUUUGAUGAAGGAAGUGAGUGUUUUUUGGACUUGUGGGAAUUGCAAUAUACAUUAUCAAAAGACUUGGAAGCCUUUCAGGCAAACACAGUGCAACCUAUCUGGCAGCUUAGAGAAGAUUUAAGGUACAGGCUGUUGGAGUGGCAGGCCAACUGCAAAUGCCCAGAAUAUCAGUUCAGUCCACAUGAAGUGCUAGAACAGGUAGCAUUUGUGAAGAAACAACAACAAAAAGUUUUAGAAAAACUUCACCUUGAGAGAGAAGUUUUGGAAAGAGAACUUGAAGAAUGCACCAAUGAAGCAUUGGCAUGUACUUCAGAAGAGAGGAUUGAACUUUUUCAUAAGAUUCCACCACAGUUAUUGGCCUUGGACUGCCCGUAUCCUGAUUUGAAGGCUUCGGUGUUUAUGGAAUUUCAUAAACUUGCAGAUGCAUAUUGGUUGAAACUCCAAGAGAUUGAUCAAGACUUAAAAGUCAUGUCAAGCAAUUUCAGAUGGAGUGAGGAAGAUCUUUGGGUUUAUCCAGUUAUUGUUGGUCAGUACCCUAGCGACAUUCAAGGCAGAAGAACUCUCUACUUGGAUAUGCUGCAAAAACAUCUACCUCACAAGUCUAGGCAAGACCUUGUUGCUCAUGAACGGGCAUGGGAUCACUAUCAUUUUACUAGGAAUCAGUGGAGAGCUUUGAUGUUCAACUGGGUCGAAGCUAGAAAAUCUUUUUUAUUGAAGGCAGUAAUGACUCUUACAGAAGCUUGUGCUGCUCAUGAGAUAGAAGUUAUGUUGGCUAAUAAUAGAAGAAGACAACAGGAAAUAUGUGCGGAUCUCAAAGAAAAGGUCCUGCAGUGGCGUGCGCAGCAGGAAGAGGCUGCCCAACUGGAAGCUGCGCUUGCUGCCAGAAGAAAGGAAGAGGAAAAUGAAAAAGAGAUGUUUCGGAAAGAAAAAGAAAUGCUUCAGAGAGCAGAGGAUAAAGAAAAAGUGAAAAGGUACUGGGCUGAAAAACAGCGCAAGUGGAAGGAGGCAGAAGCAAAAGAUCUUCUGCGUUUGGCAGAAUUUAAGAAAUUAUUGGCUGAACAAGUCAUUAAAGACAAGGAAAGAGUUCAGUUUAGACAAAAGCUUUUGGGAAAGCGCUUGAUGGAGAAGAAAGAAGCAAUACUCAAAGAGGCCCAUGAAGAAGAAGAAAGGAAGAGACGUCUUGAUGCGCUCAGGCAACAGGUUGCUAUUGUUGCAGAGUUUGAUCCUGCUCGAAUGAUGGCUGACACAGUGGCAUCUAAAGCUCGGAUGGGCAUUGGAACAGAAGAAGAAUUUGUUCUGCAAAAGCCUCUAUUUGAGUUGCAUACAUUUACUAAUGAGCAGAUCAUAUCCGACACGCGGGUUCGUGUAGAGUUAGCUCUUCGAGAAGCUGGACUUCAUAAAACACUUUAUGCUCAAGAACUUUUGCCUAAAAUUGCUCCACCCAAACUUCCAAGGAGAGACAUGGAGUCCGUGGUGUUUAAACUGUACAACUAGGAACUAAUAAAAAACGUUGAAUUUUGAAUAAUCUUUAAAUAAACUAUUUUAAUUCAGAAAAUAGGUUGAAUACUGAAUGCCGAAGGCUUGUUUUUUAAAAUGGUUGAGUCAUGUUGGAGUGCUCAUUAGUGCGUUGUAUUGCCUAUGAGUGCUCAUUAGACUGUUUAACACUCCCUCACAAUCUUGAGCAUUGCUCUGUUACAGCACGUUCUUGGCAACCCAGUUCACUGAAGCUGCAGUCUAAUUAUUUCAUGUGAAAUCGUCCACCUUGAUGAAAAGCUGCUGGAGACACCCUUUCACGUGGGAAUGUACCUAAUCAUUUGCAUCAGAGAUAGAAACCCUGUGUACAGUAAGGGGUAGACAAGGUAUCCUGCAGAUGAUAUUGGACUACAUGUCAGCAUGGCCAAUGCAGGUAAUGAGAGUUGUAGUCCAACAAUAUCUAAAGGGUACCCUGUUGGUUACCCCUGGAGUAGAGUGUUGGACUUGAACCAAACUUUCUGGAUUUAAAUUUCCAUUCAUCCACAAAGCUCACUGACUAACCCUGGGCCAGUUACGGGGGGGGGGGAGAAGGAAUCUCUGGUGCUGAUUUAUAUUUACAUCUGUAUGCAGCUUUUGACUUCUCCUCCACUUGUCCCCUCCAUCCCUGAAACAAUUUUCCUCUUGCUUGCCAGUUUCUUUCUGUAGAAUAGGUAGAAUCUAUAGAGAUGCAAAUAACAUCUCUUUCCUGGCUGUAUGCAAAACAUUCCACAAUACAGGGAUAGUAAAAUGCAAUUAGGUCUUUAGUGGACCAUAUUUCUUGCAGAUAGGGUUUGCUUACUUACAAUAUAAUCCUUGACCAUAAAAUCUAAAAUGGUUUGUAGCACCCGCUUAGAAGUAUCCCUCAUCACUUUCACUACAUGUUGCAUUACUUAAUUUUUUAAAAAAUGAUGCUAGUCUUAUUUAUAUGAGCUAUUUUUGCUUGAUUAUUAUAAUAAAUGGAAAUAUACACUUAUCCCCUACUUCUGGCAGCCAAUUUGAUUCAUCAUGUUUACUGCAAACCAAUCAUCCAAACAAUUUCAUUUUGCAAAUUAGCCCUUGAGAAUAAAUUACAAUAGUAGAAAGAAUAUUUCAGCUAUGGGGGUCUUUAAUAUGGCACAGCAAAGAACCCUGUUUGUUCUGCUAGAUGAAAGUGAGUUUGACCAUUCAUUUCAUUUUAUAACACUAAAACCAUUUCCAGACUUUAUGCAGUAUGCAUAUGAAAGAUAUGUAAACAAAGUACAUAAAAUCUGUAGCCUGCCAAUUAACCACAGUUCAAACAAUUUAGCUCUGGGAUUAAGAACUGGAUGCAGGUUCCAUCUUAGCAAAUGCUCUGUGUGUGUAUUAUGUGCGCGCACACACACACACACACACACCAUGUAGCAACAUAUCUCUUAUAAGGCUGUGUGUGACAGCUAUCCUUUUGAUGCAGCAGUUCUAAAUUUUGCAGCCUCACAAAAGGGACUCAAAGAAAUAAAUUUUAGAUCUCGGUGCAGGCACAUUUCAAAUGUCAGUCCCAACCCUACCAUUUUCUCAGAGGAUUCAAUUGUAGCUGAGAGGAACAGUCCUGCAGGUCCCAGCAGGGCUUAAUCAUAGUUAAACAGACUUGAUGACUGAACAUGAUUUGUCCUGGUUUGUGCUGACAGCCAAGUCCUGGUCAACAUCAUGUCAUUUAACUCAGUUGUUCACAGUCAUUUUCUGACUUGCUGGUUCUUCACAGUAUAGAAAAUCCCUAUGGGGAAUUUUGGGAAGAAAUUACUAUGAGAAGGAAGCUUCUCUGUUAGUGCUGUCUAGCCUACAGGAGAAACUACCCUUCCCCCAUUACACACACACACCCCUCAUCCAGCCCUUGCUAUCAAGAUCAGGAGCUUUCUUCAGCAUUUUCAGUGCUUUGUUUCUUUUGCUCUUGUGUAAACUGAAAGUGCACAUGGAAAAUGUGCAUGGUUCUGAUGGGGAAAAAGGCUUCAGAGCAGGGAAGACUGCUGCCUCUGUAGCAAAACAAUACCAAAAUAUAUCCAGUUUUACAUGUGUUAAUUUCUCUUGACAUACAUGUGAAGCUAACUCUAAUGAAGUAAACAGCCCUGUUCCCAUUUUAUCAGCUGCUAAUAUAUGGUCUCAGAACAAUUAUUCUAGUUAAUCCUAUCUGAGGUGGAAUGUGGAUUUUAAAGCAACUGCUGUGUUAGGUUAGGCUUGGGCAUGGUAGUGACUCAUUGCAAUGAUAAUGCACGGAAGCAGUGAAUAAACACAGACAGAAUGUUCCCAGUCACCGUCAUUCAGAAAUCUGUCACUAUAAUUCUGGAUAGGAUCGAAGAACAGUGCCUGGAGCUCAGGAGAGGGGUUUGAAAGAGGUAGCUUGCUGGGUCCAAUUAAAAUAGCUUUGUAAGCUAUUUUCCUUCCAGUUUGUUCCCAUCUUGGAUUCUUUUUGUCCCUUCAAUGAACGUGGCAACCACUUGGUAGAAUAAACAAGAAUUCUGCCUUUCCACAGGGAUUUUCUAGGACAGUGAAAGGUAACAACAUUGGCUAUGUCAUAAGCUGGAGGCCUGGAGCUAAUUUGCAUGGUUGAGUUGCAUGCAAUUAACAUAAUUUGCAUAUAAUUUUCAUGAACAGGGUUGAUGCAAAACUAGAUAGUAGACAUUCUGCAGCAGUUACUCAGAAGGUUCUGAAUCAAA